AUGAACGAGAGGCAGGCAGUCAGAACGCUCAAAUGUACGAGAGGCAGGCAGGCAGAACGCUCAAACGAACGAGAGGCAGGCAGAACGAAUGAACAAGAGGCAGGUAGAACGAACAAACAAACGAGAGUCAGGCAGGCAGAACAAAUAAACAAACGAGAGGCAGGCAGGCAGAACGAACGAACGAACGAGAGGCAGGCAGGCAGAACGAACGAACGAACGAGAGGCAGGCAGGCAGAACGCUCGAACAAACGAAAGGCAGGCAGGCAGAACGCUCGAACGAACGAGAGGCAGGCAGGCAGAACGCUCGAACGAACGAGAGGCAGGCAGACAGAACGCUCAAACGAACGAAAGGCAGGCAGGCAGAACGCUCGAACGUAA
Messenger RNA from Myxocyprinus asiaticus (Chinese sucker), 378 nucleotides. RefSeq names its product octapeptide-repeat protein T2-like. Bases 1 to 378 code for a protein of 125 amino acids. NCBI's taxonomy places the organism in Eukaryota, Metazoa, Chordata, Actinopteri, Cypriniformes, Catostomidae. The transcript has a single exon. The record is from RefSeq and is a predicted model, not a curated record.